CAACCCAACCCAAUCAAUUAUCUAACGCAACGCAGGCAACUCUCAGAACAUACAUAACCGCGGGGGUUGAUUUCAAGAUGCCACCUUCUAUGCAAACGAACCGACUAAUAUCCACCCUCCGCCUCCUCAUCCCCCGUCUCCGCCUUCUCCAAAAGAAAGAAACCGCCUCCUCCGUCGCGCAACGGCGGGAACUCGCCCAACUCCUCGAUUCCAACCGCGACGCAUCAGCCCGGAUCCGCGUCGAGAAUGUCAUCGCGACGGAUAUAGCUGUUGAGGUGAUGGAGAUGAUUGAGUUGUAUUGCGAAUUAUUGCUUGCGAGAGCGGCGGUGUUGGAUGCGAUUGCGUUUGGUGAGAGGGGGGGGAGGGGGAGGAGUCGAGCGAAGAUGGAGGAAGGGAGGAGGGAAGGUAAGGAUGCUGGUGGGAGUGGGAGUGGAGGGUUUGGGUUAUUUGGAACUGGUGGGAAGAAAUCCAAGGAGGAAGAUAAAGAUAAAGAUCAAGCUGGGGAGGAAGGGGAAGAGGAGGAAGAAGGAUACAUCGACCCGGGCCUCGACGAAGCUGCCGCAGCGAUAUUCUACGCCUGGCCACGUUUCCCCCGCGAGGUGCGCGAAUUAACCACUCUUCGAAACCAACUCGUCGAGCGAUGGGGGAAGGACUUUGCGUCUCUAGCGCAGGAUAAUAAAGCCGGAAUCAAGGUUCCUGAGCGCCUGGUGAAGAGUCUCCGAGUGCGUCCGCCGCCGAAGGAGCUGGCGGAGAGUUAUCUAAGGGAAAUCGCAAAGGCGUAUGGUGUUGCAUGGCCGAAGGGGGAGGUGAGAGAGUCGUCGUCGUCGUCGUCGGAGUUCGUCGAUCAUCCACCAGCAUCAUCUGCAUCUGCAUCUGCAUCAUCGGGGGAUAUACCGGACGCAACACCAUCGACGCCGCGGAAACCAGACCUUUCUGAGCUGCGAAGCGUCUCAGAAGCAGAGUUGAGCAAAGCCACGCCGCCGAGAGAUAUCGGGCCUCAGAGUCCAGUGAGUGUUGCGCCGCCAGGACCGACGACGGAUAAUUUGAAUCCGAAGGUGAAUUUUCCAGGGUCAGAGACGGGGAAUGAUAAUAAUAUUAAUAACCAGACGCCGGAGCCAAAGAAGACGGGGAAUGGCAUUCCCGAGAUGGACGAGCUGGCGAGGAGGUUUGCGGCGUUGAAGAAGUGAGGUGUGGAUCGAGCUUUAUGAGAGGUUCUGUAUUCGUAUAUCUCGGUUGUAGUGUUUUAUUUUAUGACAUGAUAUACCCUUUAUACAUGUGUUCAGUUCAUUCAGGACAUAUGUACUCGUCUGCUAUCGAGCAAGUACUUGAACUCCUCCCAGCCUUAUAUUCGAAGAUGUUAACGCUGAGCUCUUCAUUGCGAAUGAUGGUGGAAGGAUUCUCGAGGUGCUAGCAUAUUUAUAUGGAGUAGCUUUCGAUAAUGGGGAAUAGUUGGCUAGCCGUUCAUACAUCUAAUGUAACUAGAUAAAGAAGCCAACGUCUUGCUUACUCUCCUAUACGGUAUUUUUAAAUCUCACUGAUAUUUGUCAAG
Messenger RNA from Paecilomyces variotii, 1549 nucleotides. Its product is annotated as DUF292 domain protein. The record is from RefSeq and is a predicted model, not a curated record. NCBI's taxonomy places the organism in Eukaryota, Fungi, Ascomycota, Eurotiomycetes, Eurotiales, Thermoascaceae. The transcript is spliced from 2 exons. The coding region runs from base 78 to 1187 and encodes 369 amino acids. Gene Ontology annotation, biological process: protein transport.